Abrus precatorius (Indian licorice) is the source of this 776-nucleotide messenger RNA. Its product is annotated as putative invertase inhibitor. The transcript has a single exon. Lineage: Eukaryota; Viridiplantae; Streptophyta; Magnoliopsida; Fabales; Fabaceae. Gene Ontology annotation, molecular function: enzyme inhibitor activity. The record is from RefSeq and is a predicted model, not a curated record. Bases 35 to 634 code for a protein of 199 amino acids.
UUCCCAGGCAGUUUGAGUUUAUACCCAACAAAUAAUGUUACACUCUCCUUUCUUAUGCUUCUCUUUCUGCCUUACAGUACUGUUUCUCAUCACACUCCCUCUUGGAACAAACUCUACCUUAAUGGUGCCCAAAGACAUAAUUGACCAAACCUGCCAACAAUGUGCCAACCAAUCCAUCAUCUUGAGCUAUGGCUUCUGUUCAACUUCCCUUCCAGUAAUUCCAGUGAGUCACUCAGCAAAUCUUGAAGGGCUAGCAUUGGUUGCAAUGGAGCUAGCUCUAGAGAAUGUGACUAGCACAGUGGCAACCAUAGAGAAGCUAUUAGAUAGCACAAGUAUAGAUAACUUGGCUUUGGGAUGUUUAGCAGAUUGCUUGGAACUUUACUCUGAUGCAGCAUGGACAAUAGUGAAUUCCAUAGGAGUUUUCUUAUCUGGGAAUUAUGAAGUGACUAGGACAUGGAUGAGUUCAGUUAUGGAAGCAGCCUCAACAUGCCAGCAAGGUUUUGUGGAGAGGGGUGAAGUUUCUCCUUUGACACAGGAAAAUUACAAUCUCUUCCAGCUAUGUGGUAUUGCACUUUGCAUCAUCCACUUGGCUCAGUCUAACCCUGCAAUACCUUAUGAAUUGUCCCACACAUGAAUCUGGCCUUCCUCUUUAAUAGACAAUAAUGUGAGACAUUAGUAGCUCAAAAUGGAAAAUAGGUGUGAGAGAUGGAAACAAUGUAUGUUAAAAGAAAGAAAUUUAAGAGUCCAAGACAGAUGAGAGAUGCAUGCUAGACAUC